Molecule: messenger RNA, 1847 nt
Organism: Nyctereutes procyonoides (raccoon dog)
Lineage: Eukaryota; Metazoa; Chordata; Mammalia; Carnivora; Canidae
Gene: ORMDL2
Product: ORMDL sphingolipid biosynthesis regulator 2
Exons: 4
Coding region: 91-552 (153 amino acids)
Biological process (GO): ceramide metabolic process; negative regulation of ceramide biosynthetic process; intracellular sphingolipid homeostasis
Cellular component (GO): endoplasmic reticulum membrane
Source: RefSeq, a predicted model, not a curated record
GCGGCUGGACGGGGGCGGCGGCUUCCUGGAGACCGCAGGUGUGGGAGCGGACGCCGCGCCUCGAGUGGGACCCGCUGGGGAAGCCGCAGGAUGAAUGUGGGGGUGGCACACAGCGAAGUAAACCCUAACACUCGCGUGAUGAAUAGCCGGGGCAUCUGGCUGGCCUACAUCAUCUUGGUAGGACUGCUGCAUGUGGUUCUACUCAGCAUCCCCUUCUUCAGCAUACCUGUUGUCUGGACCCUGACCAACGUCAUCCAUAACUUGGCUAUGUAUGUCUUCUUACAUACAGUGAAAGGGACACCCUUUGAGACCCCUGACCAAGGGAAGGCUCGGCUACUGACACACUGGGAACAGAUGGACUACGGGCUCCAAUUUACCUCUUCCCGCAAAUUCCUCAGCAUCUCUCCUAUUGUACUCUACCUCCUGGCCAGCUUCUACACCAAGUAUGAUGCUGCUCACUUCAUCAUCAACACAGCCUCAUUGCUUAGCGUACUGCUGCCUAAGUUACCCCAAUUCCAUGGGGUUCGUCUCUUUGGCAUCAACAAAUACUGAGGGACAGGGCUGGGGAUAACACUGGACCAAAGGGCUAGAACAUCCUUUCCUUCUCCGUAUUGUCUUCUGUAUCUUGAAAGCCUGAGAACUAUAUAACCUUUCCCCAACUCCAGGAAGAGAACAGAUUGGAAAAUGGGGCUCCCGGGGCCCAGCCCUAAGAGCAGAUUUUUUUGAAUCAGGAAAGGUGGGAAAGAUAAGGGCUCAAUCACUCUCCUUCACAGCAGGAAGCCAUGUUUAAACAGCUCGUUUGGUAACCGAGCAGCUUGUUUUGUGAUUUUUUUCUAGAUCUUCUACCGACACCACUUUCCAGCUGUUUUGCUGUGUAUUUUCCUUAUAAUAAAGAUACUUUUUUUUUUUUCUUUCCAGAUAUGGCUACAGUUUGGUCAGCAGGAAGGGUAGGGAAAUGUCCUUAUAAGGCUAGGGAAGAAACAAGGAAUAGCAACUUACUGUAUAAAACUUCUCUAAGGUAUUUUUUAUCCCCUCUCCCUUGGUCCUGUAGGAGGUGCCCUUCAUUCUCAGCUAACACUUAGUAGGAAAAGGAUGCUCAAGUGAGAAAAAGGGCUCCAGCUAUAUGGGCAAAGAAGAGAGGGAAGAUACAGGUUGCCAGUUAUAUAUUUAUAGAAAGAUAAUCCCCUGGCUUUAAAUAGAUAUAUACAUACAAAUAUGAACAAACUUAAAAAAAAUACAAACCCUUGGAUCAUAAGGGGGCUUCUGGGAGCCCCUUUAUCCUUCCCCCUCACCCAAGGGCAGAGGGCAUGAGUCUGCUUUUUAAAAAUUAUUAGUUUUGGCCAUCCCUGCAGCAACAAGCAUGAAGUUGGGUGAUUACCCACAAGGUGAAUGUCAGAGGAAAAAUUCAGAGUUCCCACUCUGAACUCUGUAUAUUCUCCUAUAAUUAGGGCUACAUGCUUCUUGUUCUGUCUUUUAACUAGUAUGUUGGCAUAAAGGAGGGGCCUCCCUCCUGAAAUGGUUCAAAAAAUAAGAUAGACUUGUAGUUUAAAAAGAAGGGGAAAAGUGUCAUCUGCUCUAGAAGCAAAAGACAAAGGCAUACAGACCCCAGGGAAAUACCCAGUUCCCACACAACCAUGGGAGAUACUGUCCAGCCCAGGUCCAGGCUCUAGGUUCUUUGCUCUAGCCACCCCCUAUUUCUUUGGUAUUGUCAGAAGACAAGAUUCAGUUCCUAGGUGCUGGUGGGAGAGGGAAAGUGGUUCCGGGGCUUCCUACAAGUACUGAGUGAACAAUUUGAGCUUAAAAUUUUCCCUUUUUUAAAUAUUUAAAAAUAAACAAUCAAAACUCCA